Molecule: messenger RNA, 1601 nt
Organism: Vitis riparia (riverbank grape)
Lineage: Eukaryota; Viridiplantae; Streptophyta; Magnoliopsida; Vitales; Vitaceae
Product: RHOMBOID-like protein 8
Exons: 6
Coding region: 222-1361 (379 amino acids)
Biological process (GO): proteolysis
Cellular component (GO): membrane
Molecular function (GO): serine-type endopeptidase activity
Source: RefSeq, a predicted model, not a curated record
CCAACUAACUGAUUCAAAGAUUUCCCUCGCUCAGCCCAACGGUUUCUCUUUGUAGAUGACACUGAUACAGUUAUACUCCAAAACUACCAACUUCACUUCUUUGAUUCUUGCUCUGCAGCACACAACUCUCUCUCUCUCUCUCUCUCUCUCUCUCGCUUUGUGAAAACUGGAAGAAAUCACUUAAUUGAAAAAAUACCCACUUGCAUUUUCUUGCAAAAUCAAUGGCAGAGCAAACCCAGAUAGAAAUCAAACCUCCACAACCCGCUCACUAUUCCGAUGCCGGUGAUGAUCAAGUGCUAGAGCAGCAGGUUCGGUUCUUCAAGUCUGGCACUCGAAAGAGAGAGGACAGCUGGGUCAUCUCCCUCUUCGUGGUCCUCCACAUUGUAGCCUUCGCAGCCACCAUGUUUGUCAAUGAUUGUUGGCAAAACUCUCACCGUGAUUGCGCCAUCAAAGUUCUUGGACGCCUGUCCUUUCAGCCACUUUGGGAGAAUCCGCUGCUCGGUCCUUCCUCGUCCACUCUAGAUGAAAUGGGGGCUCUUCAACAGACAUUUUUGGCAAAUCAUCAUCAAACUUGGCGUCUUUUCACGUGCCUAUGGCUGCAUGCUGGAGCAAUUCACCUUAUUAUUAACCUUUCUAGUGUUAUUUUUGUUGGAAUUCACUUGGAACAAGAGUUUGGACCACUGAGGAUUGGUAUGGUAUACAUACUAUCCGCUUUUUUCGGUAGUUUGGUAGCUGCCCUUUUUCUUCAAAAGAGCCCUGCAGUUGGUUCAUCUGGUGCUCUGUUUGGACUACUAGGCUCCAUGCUUUCCGGUCUUAUAUGUAACUGGAAAGUUUACACUGAUAAGCUUGCAGCUCUGUCAGCACUUCUCCUUGUAGCUGUGAUCAAUUUUGCACUUGGCUUGCUACCUUAUGUUGACAACUUUUCAAACUUGGGAGGGUUUAUAUCAGGGGUCCUUCUAGGAUUUGUUCUCCUAUUCAGCCCUAGGCUUCCAAGAAUGACUGAAAAAAAAGGUGGCUUCUUUGAUUACGGUGUCAAAAAAUCCAUCAGAUUAAAGCAGAAAUUCAACAGGCCGGUGCUGAGGAGUGUUUCUUUUGUUCUCUUUGGUCUUGUAUUAGCAGGAGCCAUUGUUGCUGUUCUUCAUGGCAUAGACAUGAACAAAUACUGCAGUUGGUGUCAAUAUAUCAAUUGUGUCCCUUCCAACAGGUGGAGCUGCAAUACCAAAGUAACAGCUUGUCAGACAAUGGAAAAUGCAGGACGGCUGACUGUGACAUGCAUGGGGAAGGACAACUUUCGGGUUUUUCCUUUCACCAGCUUCUCAGAGACCCGCUUACAUGACUUGUGCGAUUUGAUAUGCUCAUAAAACCUUGUGAAUUUUGGUGAAUAGAGACAAGAAAACUGUAUGCUCUUCAGUGCUGGUGCUACAUUGAAAUUCAUUCAUUUUGAAUAUCUGUGGCAUUGUGAUCUUGUCAUUGAUUCAUUUAUUUCUAAAAACUAGGGACUUGUGCAGUCUGAUAUAGAAGCUUGGCCAAGUUGGAGACACUGUUUUUGAUAUGGGAAAGUAAUACAAAGUGUGAAUAUUGACACCGUCUGUUAGUGAUAA